Cryptomeria japonica (Japanese cedar) is the source of this 884-nucleotide messenger RNA. RefSeq names its product large ribosomal subunit protein eL20. The record is from RefSeq and is a predicted model, not a curated record. NCBI's taxonomy places the organism in Eukaryota, Viridiplantae, Streptophyta, Pinopsida, Cupressales, Cupressaceae. Gene Ontology annotation, cellular component: cytosolic large ribosomal subunit; ribosome. The transcript is spliced from 4 exons. Gene Ontology annotation, biological process: translation. Gene Ontology annotation, molecular function: structural constituent of ribosome. The coding region runs from base 144 to 680 and encodes 178 amino acids.
UAAUAAUUUUUAUUAUCACUUUUGAGCAGUCGUAUCCCGUUUAGACUAAAACCCUAACUUUAUAAAGCUAGAUCUCGUGUUAGGGUUCUUCUUCUUUUGUGGAAGGCGGAAGAAGCAGUAGCGAGCGACGAAGAGAAGACAGGAUGGUGAAGUACAGGUUUCAUCAGUACCAGGUUGUUGGGCGAGCUCUGCCAACCCCAACUGAAGCAAAUCCUAAGAUCUACCGGAUGAAACUAUGGGCCACAAAUGAUGUACGUGCCAAGUCCAAGUUCUGGUAUUUUCUGAGAAAACUGAAGAAGGUGAAGAAGAGUAAUGGACAAAUGCUUGCUAUAAAUGAGAUUUUUGAGAAAAACCCUACAACAAUCAAGAACUACGGUAUUUGGCUGCGUUACCAGAGUAGGACUGGUUACCAUAACAUGUACAAAGAAUAUCGGGACACCACUUUAAAUGGUGCUGUUCAACAAAUGUACGAUGAGAUGGCUUCUCGUCACAGAGUGCGACAACCUUGCAUCCAGAUUAUCAAGACGGCUACUAUUCCUGCCAAGCUUUGCAAACGUGAGAAUACCAAACAAUUCCAUGAUCCCGAUAUCAAAUUUCCUUUGGUGUACCGUAAAGUCAGGCCACCAACAAGGAAGUUGAAAACAACCUUUAAGGCAUCCAGACCUAACUUAUUUAUGUAAGAGGGUCAUUUGGAUGAACACUGGAUUUCUAGCUGUUUAGUAGAGGAGGUUUUUGUUCUGUUAUUUUGAGAUGAAGUUAUUAAACUGCCAGAGUAUCGCAGGGCCACUUUUAGUUUAGGAUGUUAUUGUGAACACGUUUGGGCAAAUUUUAUUUCUUCAUUGCUGAGGUUCUUUAAAGAGUUAAAGCAGGUACUUUAUAUGUGA